AGAAAGUCCCGCCGUAAGGAUUCGUUGGAUUUGUCCCAGCUCCAUCUCUAGCCCCAUCCCUAGAUGCUUUUGUGACGACGAUAACAGCGGCACGUGGUGUCAUGGCGAGUGCUGUUGUUAGAAACGCCGCUAGUUGAGUGCAUCGCGUCGUCUGACCGCAAGAUAUCUGACUCGAAAGGUUGACUUAAAAACGCCACGAUGAAGGAGGAUUCCGUGUUGAGCUUCAAGUGGCAGAGCUUCCCAACGCAUAUGAUGACCUCACUCGACGUCUAUUACGAGAAACAGCAAUUCGUCGAUCUCUCCCUGGUGUGCAAGGACGGCACGAUCCUCAAGUGCCACAAAAUGGUACUGGCCAACUCGAGCUUCUUCUUUCGCCGGUUGCUGCUGGCCAACGACCAUCCGCACCCGAUGAUCGUCCUGCACGACAUCGAGGCAGAUGAUCUCAAGACUCUCGUGAACUUUAUGUACUGUGGUGAGAUACAGGUAGUCCAAUCUGAAGUCAGGAGACUGCUCAAGCUCGCCGAGAUCCUCGAAGUUAUCGGACUGCGACACAUCCCGCCCUCGUCCGUGCCCGACGGUUCCAACAAUAAGGAGCACUACGACUCGACGAAGAAGACGACGACGGUGUCGCGAGUGAAACUGGAGGAAAGCAGGAAUGCACCCGGUAAGAACGUCACCUCGGAGCACGAGGCAAGCGCGAAAACGCAACAGAGUAAAGUUGCCACGCAGACGAGGUUUGUCCCGAAGAUGAAUCCUUACAAAGCGACGACCAAAGUUUCUCAGGAAACGUCGAAGAAUGAGGAGAUUAACAUAAGCGAACUGUGUCAACGGCUAGAAACCAGCAAUUCUGGCAUCAGUAUAAUAGACAUUAACGAGCCAAGUACAAGUAGGGGAGUGCGGAGAACGUCGCCGAUGCAGCAAUGUUCUCGAAAGAGAAAGGAGUUUUCCACUCCUGAGAUCAGCUGGCCAACUGUAUUAUCCACGAUAGCGAGCAAGCCGUUAUCUUUCCAAAAAGUCCGUUGCAUUAUGGACGAAGUAGAGAUCACACCUGGAAAACCAUCCACUUCUGUGUCAGAUAAUAAAAUCAACGACCCGUUAGACAGAAGAAAACUUAAGAAGAAUUCGAGUGAAGAUAACAAUUUAAAUAUGGUUUACAUAAAAGACGAAAUUGAAAUCUCUUCGGACGUGGAAGAAGAUGCUGACAUGGAUCCUCUAGAAGUUGAUGAAAUCGACAAUGAGAACUCAAAGGAAAGCAGUAAAGCUCCGCAACAGUUUUAUUCUCAAAUGUUUGUCCAUACGUUGAAUAAGAACACUCAUCCUCAUACAGAAUUCUCUCCUAGAAGAGAUUCAAAUGGUUAAUGUGACUCUAAUAUUCAUGAAUGGAUAAAGAACUGUAUAUAAAUCUCAAUGCAUGUUUUCAUCACAUAUAUUAUACUUUGAUAUUUAUAUGACACAUCAUGACAUUCGCAGUUUUAAACUCUUACUAGCUACUCAUUAUUUCUUCAAUGUUUAUGUUACAAGACCCUGCUAUUCACAAGCGUGCAAAUCAUGUUUUAAUAUCUCUACCUGUAUGAUUAAAAUAAAUAUUAUUUAAUAUUGUA
Messenger RNA from Solenopsis invicta (red fire ant), 1601 nucleotides. Its product is annotated as protein abrupt. Gene Ontology annotation, molecular function: protein binding. The record is from RefSeq and is a predicted model, not a curated record. The coding region runs from base 199 to 1359 and encodes 386 amino acids. The transcript has a single exon. Lineage: Eukaryota; Metazoa; Arthropoda; Insecta; Hymenoptera; Formicidae. Gene Ontology annotation, cellular component: nucleus. Gene Ontology annotation, biological process: regulation of transcription by RNA polymerase II.